AGGACCCGGAGGGCGGGACCCGCCGCCCGCGCUCCUGCCGCCCGCGCCCAGCGCACUCCCGCUGCGCCCCCGGCUCGGUCGCUGGGCCAUGGGCGCCCGGUCCGGGCCUGCCCCCCGCGAGGCCGCCCGGUGCCUGGCGUGAAGGACCGCCGAGACAGACGGCCACCAUGGGCCAGUGCUACUACAACGAGACCAUCGGCUUCUUCUACAACAACAGUGGCAAGGAGCUGAGCUCCCACUGGCGGCCCAAGGAUGUGGUGGUGGUGGCCCUGGGCCUGACGGUCAGCGUGCUGGUGCUGCUGACCAACCUGCUGAUCAUCGCGGCCAUCGCCUCCAACCGGCGCUUCCACCAGCCCAUCUACUACCUGCUCGGCAACCUGGCCGCGGCCGACCUCUUCGCCGGCGUGGCCUACCUCUUCCUCAUGUUCCACACGGGCCCGCGCACGGCCCGGCUCUCGCUCCAGGGCUGGUUCGUGCGGCAGGGCCUGCUGGACACGAGCCUCACGGCGUCGGUGGCCACGCUGCUGGCCAUCGCCGUGGAGCGGCACCGCAGCGUGAUGGCCGUGCAGCUGCACAGCCGCCUGCCGCGCGGCCGCGUGGUCCUGCUCAUCGUGGGCGUGUGGGCGGCCGCGCUGGGCCUGGGGCUGCUGCCCGCCCACUCCUGGCACUGCCUCUGCGCCCUGGACAGCUGCUCGCGCAUGGCCCCGCUGCUCAGCCGCUCCUACCUGGCCGUCUGGGCCCUGUCCAGCCUGCUCGUCUUCCUGCUCAUGGUGGCCGUCUACACCCGCAUCUUCUUCUACGUGCGCCGGCGGGUGCAGCGCAUGGCCGAGCACGUCAGCUGCCACCCCCGGUACCGGGAGACCACGCUCAGCCUGGUCAAGACUGUGGUCAUCAUCCUGGGGGCCUUCGUGGUCUGCUGGACGCCGGGCCAGGUGGUGCUGCUCCUCGACGGCCUGGACUGCAAGUCCUGCAACGUCCUCGCGGUGGAGAAGUACUUCCUCCUCCUGGCCGAGGCCAACUCCCUGGUCAACGCCGUGGUGUACUCCUGCCGCGACGCCGAGAUGCGCCGCACCUUCCGCCGCCUCCUCUGCUGCCUGUGCCUGCGCCGGGCCGCCCGGGAGUCCGCCCACUACGCGUCCUCCACGCGGGCGGGCGCCAGCACGCGCAUCAUGCUCCCCGAGAACGGCCACCCCCUGAUGGACUCCACCCUGUAGCCAGCCGUGGCGUCCGUGGGAUGCAGCAGGUGCCCGGCCGCACCCUGACCGCUCGUGGGGGUGCCCGGGUCAGCCCCGUUCGAAGGACAGAGUCAAGGCGGACCCUCGGUCUGGCUGCCGGACCUCCGCAGACACACGCAGCUCUGCCCGCUCCGGGGCCCGGGGGUUAUCUGUGGUCACCUCCAGGGGCCCAGGACAGGUGGGGUUCCGGAACGGGCCCUUCAGUCAUCUCAGGGUGUGGGGUUUUUAACAGACAUUUUCCUGUUGUACUACACAUCCCUGGCAAACCCUGUGGAUCGCUUCCGUGUCCGUGGUGGUGUGCGUUAAAAGGACUCUCGGGCCAUGACGCCCCCAGAGUAACAAGGGCUGGAUCAUGGAUGCGCCAUCUGCCUGAGGCACACAGAGCGUGUGGCCCCGUGAGGCCUCCGGGCUUGCCCGUCUCCGUUAGACUUGAGGGUAUCCCCACGGAGGGCAUGUUAAGGAGUAAACUUUUAUUUUUCCUC
Molecule: messenger RNA, 1717 nt
Organism: Pipistrellus kuhlii (Kuhl's pipistrelle)
Lineage: Eukaryota; Metazoa; Chordata; Mammalia; Chiroptera; Vespertilionidae
Gene: LPAR2
Product: lysophosphatidic acid receptor 2
Exons: 3
Coding region: 168-1214 (348 amino acids)
Biological process (GO): G protein-coupled receptor signaling pathway
Cellular component (GO): membrane
Molecular function (GO): lysophosphatidic acid receptor activity
Source: RefSeq, a predicted model, not a curated record